Naegleria gruberi is the source of this 1431-nucleotide messenger RNA. RefSeq lists its product as uncharacterized. Lineage: Eukaryota; Heterolobosea; Eutetramitea; Acrasida; Naegleriidae. The record is from RefSeq and is a predicted model, not a curated record. Bases 1 to 1431 code for a protein of 476 amino acids. The transcript has a single exon.
AUGGCUCCAAAGAAAACCAAGAAAGCUAAAGAGCGAGCUAUUUCUAUCAAAUGGAAAGUUCAAAAAAGUAAUACCAAAACUUCUUCUAGUACUGAUGAAAAUUCAUCCAUUCUCACAAAUUUGAAAGGAAGUGCCUAUAGUGCCUAUCAAACCUAUUUCGCAAAGGAAGAGGCAGAAAAGUCUUCUCUUGUUAAAGAAUUUGUUCAAAUAAUUAAUUAUUGGUGUAUUUCAAGAGAGAGAGAUAGAAAGUUAGUUAAUUUUCAAAGUGAAUCCUUAGCUAAUUUGGUCCAAUUUUUGAAAACUGAUACAUUUUACCAAGAAUUUAAAAUAGAUAUCAAAGAUUUCACUCUGAAUCUGUUGGCAACAAAGGAUCUUGCAACAAAGAAUCAUAGAUUAGAAGUUGAUUCAGUCCAAGAACCAAAAUUAAAUGAUUUCGUAAACAUAUUAGAAAUGGAUGAUACAGAUGUCAAUUACUAUAUCAUUCCAGCAAUUGGUAAAGUAGUGAACGAAGAUCCAUUCCAAGUUUCAAUCGAACACCACAAUCACAUCCACUAUGAGAAAAAGUAUUCCAAAAAAACUCCAAUCUCAGUAUCGAAGGACAUGACGAGCGUAAUAGAAGCCUAUGAGGAGACAGAGCCAAACUUUUCAACCAUGCUACCUAGUAAUAGAAUUUCUGUUAACAUUACCCCAUCUAAAAGAAAGUCAAAAGCAAAGAAACCGUCUUGUAAUGAAAUUUCAGAUAAUAACUCAGAACCAACCAAUAAGAUGUCAACUAGAAAAAACAAAUCUAAAACAGCUGCUCCAAAGAGGAAGAAUCAAUCUGAUGAAGAUGAAUCAAGUACUGAUACAGAUAAUGAUUCUGAACCAAGCAAGAAAAAACAAUUUAAACCAUCUUCCAGUAAACAACUAGUGAAGACAGUGAAGAAGACCAUGUCAGUUCAUGAUUCAGAUAGUGAUGAAUCCACCACUGAAGAUUCAGAAAAUGGUACUAGUGACUCCACAGAAUCUGUCUAUUUUCAAGUUCGUCACGUUAAUGGAAAACGGGAAUAUGUGAUUGUUCCAGAGCAUGUCGAUUACAUCUUUGAUUUGAUAGAUAAGGACAAAGCUUUUCCAGAGUUCAUCAAUGCCAUUAUCCAAUGUGAAAAGGUAUUAACUGACCUCACAAAAAGGUUUGCUCAUCUAUUUUCAGGGCUUGCAUUCAACACUACCGUAAAUGGUAUAACUUAUUCAAUUCCUCCAGACAUUAUCAAAAUGCUUAUUGGUAAUGUGACUCAAAAACAGUGCUUGGAAUUGUUAGCACAUCAUCACUUCAAGAAACCUAUAGGAGAACUCACAACUGAUCAAAGAACAGUAUGUAGAAAGUUCUUUGAAGCAAGGGGAUGGGAUAAAGAAAGUGUUCGGAAGGCAAUCAAUAGUUUGAUCAAAGAAUAA